Porites evermanni is the source of this 15446-nucleotide messenger RNA. Lineage: Eukaryota; Metazoa; Cnidaria; Anthozoa; Scleractinia; Poritidae. The record is from the annotation of a GenBank genome assembly.
AUGGCGUCCGUGGAAGCGUUCGAAUGUGAUCCUGAUUUCUGUCCUCGCUGCGGCUCUAUCCUCCCUCUCCCCGGCUUACUGGAAGUGGUUUCCUGUACCCUUUGCAACUUUCAGAAAGAUACAUCCGGUAAGAGUAUAAAAAAAUUUCGUGAUUCAAAUUAAAGCGAUGAGUUGAAUCAGUCUUUCCAACAUGCAUGUGCAGCGAGUUGAGUCAGUCGACAGAGUUCAAAACACCCGGAAAACUAGGCUGGUUCCCACUAAACCAAUGAGUUGCUAAUGUCAGGUUACUCUCAUCAACAGGUUUUCAAAUGAAGGUUUUCUUUUAAAAAAUGACACCUUACUUAUCUUUUUUAUGCAUCCGCAGCUAUCAAUGUUAUGUGGUAAUGUCUGAUAAUAAGUUGAAAACAAAGGGAAAUAAAAUUUGACCAAGUAUAAAACUGAACUACAACACGAACAUAGCAUAUUUAAACGAAAAGGUUACAUGUGUGAUAAUUAUUAGAAUGAUUAUUAAAGGGAGAAUACUUUGAUCUUAUAUCAAAUUGCCCCAACUAAUUCGUUAAGGAUAUGUAUCAAAACAAGUCUGGUGAAUUUGUGGUUGGAUAUUGUGUCAUGAAGGCCGAUGUUCAUCCUUGGUGCUUUGCAGUUGUUGUCAUUGUUUUGAGACUUCCCUAUUGUCCUUUCCAACAAUCUCACUGGCUAACAGUUGUAAUCUCGAAGGGAUGUAAAUCCUACAUACAAGCUGACUGAAAGCCUGAAUAUUUCAUUUUGUUUAUCUUAUGACCCUUUGAGGUUUCCUAGAGAUGUUCAAGUUUUGACUGUAGAAGUGUUCUUGUCUAAGGAAGCAAAUUAAUGAAGUCAAUCUUUCUAAGUAAUUUCUUCCUGCCGAAUGAGGUGAUCAACACGGCAAAGAAUUGUUUACAAUUAUUGACCACGUUGUAUCCGGAAAAUUGGCAAAUGAAUGACCUUUGAGAUUUCUUGCUGUUAUUAUACAACUCAGCUCUGCAGUGAGACAAGCAGCUUCAAGUUUAAUUACAUAUAUUCCAGAAGCCUCAUUUCAGAGUUGCUCAUAAAACCUUGGAAAUCUAUUUGACCACAAAUACAGCUUUUGUUUGAACAUGGAUGUCCUCAUGAAGGGUUUUACAAGUAAAGCAUUAAUAUGAACUCAGCUCUGAUUCAGAUGCUGAGCUUUUCAUGUGCCGAACCCAAUGCAUAAAUUGUUAUGAUGUAUUUUACAUGAAAUGAGGCUGGAAUUUAACAUUAGCAUCUGAAUAAAUAACUGCUCUAAAUAACUUGUAAAAAGUUUUGCCUCUGAACUGGGCCUGAACUGAUUGUUAAACUUUUAUAAACUUUAUCUUUAACUGGUACUUACAUGUAGCUUAUGUUGUCAAUUACACAUGUAUAUACAUGUAUUUUUUUCUUAUGAAUGCAGACUUUGAGGGUAUAGAGGUUCACUCACGAAAGGUUUUUAAUACUGUCAAAGAAAAGACGACAACAACAAAACAAGCAGAUGAGUCAGUAGGACCAAUGGUAAAUAGUAAAAUUGCAGAAUUCUUCUCUGUGCACAGGCAAAGAUCACUAAAACCAAAACACAGAACCAAGGCUCACCUGGACUUUUCUGUUUUGUUCUGUUUUGUCUUUUGUUAUCUGUUCAUUUGCUGUUUGUUUGGCAUGUUUAUGAAUACCAUUUUAGGAAUGUUUUCUCAUAAGAUGUCACACAUUAUGAAACGAUUGUAACUCAAGAUUUAGAUUCAUCAUUUACUUUUAAAAUCUUCUAAAAUGAUUGUAUGCUAUUCGUUUAGGUUGACAGGAAGUGUCCAAACUGUGGUCAUGAAGGUAUGACAUACACCACAAGACAAACCAGAUCAGCUGAUGAGGGACAGACAGUUUUCUAUGGCUGUCCACAAUGCAAGUAAGAAAACCAGUAAUCAAUCUAAAAGGCCUCUAUAAUAUUGUCUAUCUGCAAGUCAAAAUAAAUGAACAAGAGAAACAAAUGAUUUUAAUACAAAAUCUAUGAUUACCAAGUGUAGUUUUCUGAGGGUUCCAAUACGUUUUUUCACGGAACCUGGAAUUUGCCCUAUUUAAGGGCCAGGAGUCAAGAUUUUUGUUAUUAUUACUAUUAUUAUAUAAGAUUUACUAGUGUAAUUGCACAUGAUUUUCUCUCUCAACAUCCGAGUCCAAACCAUGGACUUUAGGACGCAAAGAGGGUUUCUACUUGACAGAGAGAAGGUGGGCUGUAGAAAGGAGAGUUAUUUUCUGGAGUUCAUGAAUGUUGAUGUUGCCAGGGAAUUUGUUGGUGUAUUUUCAUCAUUAUUAUCAUCGCAUCAUCAUCAUCAUCAUCAUCAUCAUCAUCAUCAUUAUAAUUAUUAUUAGUUCAGUUACUGUAUGACUGAGUUACAAAGGAUUAAAACUUACACAACAUGACCUUGCAUUUUUUUUUUUCCAUACUAUGCUUAAGGCAUUAAAAUCCAUCAACUAUUGAAAUUGAUGCAUAAUUAAUCUACAGUAGUGGACAGAACUACUACAGGUUGAAUUUAUCUUACUGCCACAGUAGGGCUCUAAUAUUUGUAUGUUUUUUUCCUUUUCUGACAGGUUCCAAGAAACAGAAUAUUCGUAGAAAUAGUAAUUAUUUUUGUAUAGUGUACCUUGUAUUUAUUUUUCUUUUUGGCAGCAAAAUAAAAACAAUUUUAAAGACACUGUUAAUUGAUAAAUGAAGAUUUUAAAAACAUCAGAUUUAAAAAUAAGUGUCACCAUUGCGCCAUAGUCAAAGCUUGAUUCUCCAGUUUUUCUCUUUUGAGAGAAACUCCAAAGGGCAAGGAAUCGGCUCCUCCUUCUUCUUUUUCGGGUGUUGUUUCUGACUUUGUUCCCUUGAGGAAAUAAAUUAUUUCAAAAUGGUGGUCAUUUACAAGUGAAACGUGGAGAGAGAGGCGUGCAAGCCCCCUACUCUCGCGUCCGCUUUCGCGUGCCUCUCGCGCGUGACUUCUCACGAUAUCUCCCAGUUGGAGAGCUUGCUCGCAAUGUAAUCUUUCUGCUUUCCCACAGUCGGUUUUACAGUUGGUGUUAGUAAGAUUAAAGCGCUUACCAUUUGUAUGGAAAACCUGGUAAUUCAGGAGAGAAUCCAAAUGGAACGUUUCAUCCCUUUGAAAUGUUUUCGGAAAUAAGGGACUGAAUUACCUUUUUCUCGCUUUUACCGGAACGACCGACAUUUUCUGUACGCCUUAUUUGGAUUAACACUGGCACUAGCCCUCUGCUAUCGAGGGUCACCUCACUACCGCUCAGAUUCCUUUGUCAAAUUUUGAGCAUGGCGAAGGAUGAACCAGGGAACAUCUCAGUACGUGCUGAAUGAGCCCCCUACAAAAGAAGACCCCCGGGAGAGCGUGACUAGUCCCGAUUGUGCUCGGCAACGUUUGAGCAACUUUUGGCGUUUGGAGCAACUUUUUGUAGUUUUAGCAACCUCGAGUAAGUUUUUCCUUUCCAAGCAAUUUCCCCUUUAGCAAAAUAUAGGUUUAGAGCACAUAUCAAACACGAAAAAGAAAACGAAUUCUUAGAAAAUUCAAUUUAAGCGAGUUUCUUGAAUGCUUUAUGAACCUUUUGAACACAUAACCUUUCACUGACAGCGUUUUGCAGGUCUUAAAAGGCAUUUUAUAUGUGCCUAGAAGGCCUGAUAAGCAGUCAGCACAUAAAUAGUAAAGGUAAGCUCGAUGCGCAUUUUGCUAAUUUACAGAGUAAAAAUGAUAUAUUCCCAUUUUACGUCUUAUAAAUUUGUUUGCCGAUACAUACACGUGUACUUGAAAGUUGCUCGCUCCGGGUUAAGCUUAAUCCCCCAUUCCUGCUUUCGGUGCGAAAAAAAUACCAGUACCACUGGUCGAAAAAUUUUCACCGAAAUUUUCUUAGAAAUGACAUCAUCUUAACCGCCCGAAUCCUCCCUCCUCCGAAGAGGCUCCCGCUGGGUACCCCAGUGCCAAAAAUAGCAAAACUCGAAAAAUAGCAAUCGUACGGGGGACGAUCAUAAAAAAGACGGAAAAUGCGUGAACCUCGAGGCCUCGGUUCCUCUCUUUUCCCUUCCCAUCGUCCCACUCGCGCUUUCUUUUUCCCUCCUUCCAGCCUCCCUACGAUACAAAGGAGAGAGGCCUGAAUCGUCGUAAAAUGUUUUGAGACCGGCCAGCCGAGGCAGGAGAUCCCGAGUUCGAUGGCCAUAUCCCGCGGUCUUUAAUACGACAGCACGUACUGAAUCCUACUUGGCCACUCCUUUGUUGUCAUUAAUAUAGAUAAAACAAUAGCCCAUAACCCUUACUGGGCUCUUAGGUAAAAUAUUAUUUUUACAUUACGCUGGGCCAGUCCCAGAGAGUAAAGACUUUUUAAAAUCCAGGUUAAAUAUAGCCUUCGUAGCAUGCAUGCGCGUGGUGGUAAUAAGCAUAAUAUAUAGAUUUAGCCACAGCUAAAAGCGAAGCUCCCAUUAAUAAAUUUAUAACUUAAAUCAAACAAUAAUUUUGUAUUCCUCAAAUCAGUUAACUUAAAGGGACAGUGUCCCGAUUAUGCGCACGCGCGAGCGUCAUCUGUUUUUUCUUCAAAGUACAAUAGAACUGUCAAAUUGACUCGACAAGAUUUCCUACCGGACCGCACCGCCGACAGAGAUUUGUUGUUUAUAUUCUCAAGUAAUAUUUUACACUUUCGAAGAAGUCUUUCGUCUUAUAUAAAAAUUUGGCUCGCGGUUCGAAGACUUAUCGCGAUUUUAUCGCUAGCUGGGCCGCCUCGCGACCCGAAAAUCUCGUUCCGCUCGCUUUAAAAACAUAUUUUCUAAUUUGAAACUCGUGUCAGAGGUCAAUCGCUCCAAGUCCAGUAAUAUCUGCCUGAUUUGCUCGCGUUCUAGCCUCAAACGUUUGAAAGACAUACAUGUGACCUUUGAGGGAAAAGCCAAGUUAUUUUGGAGUGAAAAAAAUCUUGUAUCGAGUUAAUAUAGCCUUAUUUGUACACCAAAAAAAUAGUCUUCGGUCACAUUUAAGAGCAAUAAUGGCUCUUGAUCACAGUAGAUAAGGCGUGGAAAACAAAUUCUUGGAAAACAAAUCAGGCCGAAUUGUUUGCGUUCGACAAGCGUACAAAUUCUUGCCAAUAAAUCUGGGUGCGUGCAAACCAUUCUUUUAUUUUUUUUUAAACACCACAUCUGAGGAGAAAGAGUACUAUGAGGCGCUGUUUUUAUCAUGCAGACCUCGUACAAAAUGCAGUAUUUCACAAUUUUUCAAGAAAAAUUGCAUUCAUUCAAUGCUCAGGACCAUCGAAGCACGCGUGGACUUUUAAUUAGCGAAAACGUUCAAAAAAUGUCCAAAAUCACCUAUACGGCCAGCCGGUUCUAACUUUUGACAAGCGCCAAAUUUGCCAAGAAAUUUUAAAAGAGUCACGCUUCAACGUGAUAAAGAAUUUAUUGAGUCUAUUUUUUAUUAACGGUUUUAUAACCAUGUGUAAUCUUAAAAAGCGUUUGAUACGCUUGGCAUUUUGAGUAAUCCUACAAGCGAUGUUUAUGAACACCUGAAAACAAACGGCAAAGCGAUGAAAAUUACACUUUUGAGACUACCGACAAUCAAUAAAGAAAUAUAAUUCGGUAGAACAUUUACAGAGACAACAAUUUUCAUUCACGAAAACAAAUGAGUAUUUAGGUGUCUCUAAGAAUCCUCAAGUCUUCACUAGUAAGCUUAAAGAUUAAGGUUAUGUUUUAAGCCGCCGGUUUCCCGGUGUUUCCUUUUUUCAAAGAUGAACUCACGACAAGAAAAUCGCUCAAAGCUUUCUUUCUACAGCCAAGUACAGCCAAAAUUAUAACUAAAUAUUCUUCGGAAAUUUUUUCGUUCUAUUUACGGUGAAUUAAUAUCGACUAAAGGCUUUUUAAAGUUCUGUAAGCUUAAGCUUAUAUCAAACCUCAUACUAGGUCAGAUCAGUGUCUCAGUCAAAUCUUAAUACAAACGUGCAUAAACUAGCUUCAUAAACUGUGCCACUGGACUUCAUGAAAUUAGAUAUAAAUACAAUAAUUACUCAGGCUUACCAUAUUUUGAGAUGCAGCUCCUGAAAGCUAGCAAGAAAGGCAAGGAUCGCUUGAGCCUUUAUAAUUCUCGUACGCAUCCAGCAAGGUGAAAAACAAAAACGAUGCCAACCGAAAUCGGAUUAUCGGCUUUGACAAGCGACGCAUUCUCAACCAAAAACCCAAUAAGCAAACCAGCCAUGAAUAAGAGAACACUCUUGAUAGCAGCUGUAUUUCAUUUUUUACAUCCAGUGGAAAAAGACAGUUAAAAACAUCACAAGUUGACUCAAAACUCUGUCAGCUUCAGCUGUCAAAGUAAACAACUUUCAAGAUGCUGCAUAAAUUUUACGCAUGAACUCACCUGUCAAAUUUUAACCAAUCAGAGCAUAAAAAUUGGACGUGGAGCGUGACCAACACAUGACCAUGGUUAGAAAAGGUCUUCCCCGCCUGUAUUUUAAAAAAACUGGCUGAAUUUUUGCGUCUGCGGUCAGUUUGAAAUCAAAAUCGUUAUAGUGCUGGGCGAUACUGACAUAAACACAACAUAUUUGAUGUGAAUUAAAAAUUAAAAAAAGUAAGCGUGAGCCUGCGAUCAUUUCAAAACGAGUAAAUUUUCAGCGGAUAACUUCAAAAAAAUACUCGACCUUGAUGGGUCGACACCUGAGCCCGCGAUACGGUCAGGUGAUACUGGUCAGCGGAUACCCUGUUUUGACAGCUGUCAAUUGAUGACGACGUUGAUGCCCAUUGAUGUGCAAUCAGCUUUCUCCUGGGCUCCCAAAGUAGCUAGAAAGUGUGAGAGUAAACAUUGGUAUGCCUGUGGUGCGGACGGACGGUCGGGCGGGCGGUCGGUGUACGGUCACGUGAUUACCAAAUUUUCUCGGAUGGGUAGUUUACCACAUUUUGUUACCCAUGGUGCUCCGCUGCGCGCUUCGCGCGCGAGAGCUCCGCUAUAAGAAAAAAAAACAGGGCGCGUGUCUCCACCGCGCGCCUCGUUUUUUUUUUUUUUUUUUGCGCCCGUACAACGCCUGCAACUCAGGAUAGUUUGACCUCACCUCUGUCUCUGCCACGCCCACCCCACCCCUACUCCCCUCCCACCCCUCCUCUGUUUGCAUUUAUCUGACGCAAGGCGCGGCUCCCCAGUCUGUUUUUGCAGCUUCUAUGUUGCACGAGGUGUGAAGUGUUUGCACCGGUCAAAAGGUAAGUUUCUUUCUACACACUUUUAUUAUUUCACCAGAAAUACUUAUCUUGCAACACAAUUCAUGUGAUAUUAUGGAACUAACUUGAUCAAAUUGCCUUCGGAGCAUAAUUUGUGUCCAGUGUUAAUAAAGAACAAAACCGAAAGUUCGAAACCAAGCGAACGAGUAAUCAAUUGCAUCCAGUCCAAUUUUAAUCGUUAGAUGGAUUUUGAUAAGGAUCGACAAUCAAACACAAUUGAACUUAUACGUGUUAUGAGUUCGAUUACCGUUGUCGGAAAGAGACUUGAUUUCGACUCUCACUGCUUUGGCUAUUGCACUUAAUAUCCGUACCACACAGUGGAGGACUUGCCCUUUCUUCUUACCCCUAAAGAUUAGAUAAAUUUGCAUAAAUCCCUGAAGACUUCCAUAAAAUAUGGGUGUACCCCUGAAGAAUGCAGGUCGUACCCCCGAAGAAUAUAGGUCCUACCCCUGAAGAAUAUGGGUCUACCCCUGAACAUUAUUGGUCUACAACUGAAGAAUUUUGUGAAAAUUUGGCCUGCGAAAACAUCCGUUUCUCCUCGCUCUAAGCCGCUAGGGACGUUUCGCGAGGAGGAACGUCUGCGACUCAGCAACAGAAAUUCCAUACUGAUGACGUAAAUCAAUGUUUACAUAGUGAAUCCGGUAGUCGUGGGGUUCCAAACAUAAAUUUGUGCAAUUUUCCGUGUCUUCUGGUCGAUUUUGGUGAAGUGUUGUGUUCAUCUGCCAACAAACUCCAGCAAAACUCAAAUGCUUCCUCUAGAGAAGGCUACAUUCCAGAAAUAUUGACUGUUUUGUUAGAGAUUCUUCACGUUUACAUUUGACCUUUGUGGCCUUUUAUCUUUUGUCUGUCAUUCGUAAACAAUAGCUAGAACAAUGUAACUACUCCAUCGACCAAUCAGCGCUUCUGACCAGAUUCCAGACAGAUUUUACGUCAUCAGUAUGAAAUUUCUGUCGCUGAGUCGCAGACAUUCCUCCUCGCAGGCUAGUGAAAAUUAACCUUUCAUCCUCAAACAAUUCAACAUUGUUUUACUCUACCAUUAAAGAAAUCCUCAAUUUUUAUAACUAUCUCCUGAAGAAUUCCAUUGGUGCGUAACUUGGAGGGAGGCGGGGGUACAGUUAUCAAAUGCAACAGCCCCAGUUAAAAGCUGAGCCAAGGCACUAUCAAAGUACAUGUAUCUCACUAGGGCAGACUGGGGCAGCUAUUUUGUAAGCAAGGGUUCCAACAGAUUUCAUAAUUCCUUUAUUAUUGCAUCAGAUGUGACAUGUAGAAUUUUUAACUAGUCUAGUGCCAAGACUGCUCAUUUGGAACUUCAGCUUUCUGGUAACCUGCCCCUUCCCAUUUGAACAUUUAUUUGUAAGUUUGAGUUAUUCUAUCCUGCUAGUCUUGGACAAAAGUAUUUGGGAGGGUUGUACAACUUAAUAGUAGUUUCUUUCUGGCAUAGUUUGCAGCAUUUUUUUUUAACAAAGUCAUUCGCAUUGCUGACAUUAUUUUUUGUAGUUGGCUUGUUUACUUUCUUUAAAGGGUGUAAACAAGCCAACUACGUGAAUGUCAGUAGUGCAAAUGACUCCACUCAUGCUAAAGGUUGGAAAAAUAUGAUUUGUUGAGGAAGAACUGUACAGCCCCCCGAAAUGAUCCCCAAAUCAACCCCGAAAUAACACUGACCCUGAAAUGAUCCCCAUUUCUCUUUGAGGACCUUAGCAAUAAUUACUAAGGUAAUUAUAGAGGAAACUGCAUGGAUGUUAAAUUCUGAAAAUGGUGUUUAUAAAACUGCAUGGAUGUUGAAUUUAAAAAAUGGUGUUUUAACACUUUUUAAAACUUUAAAAUGGUAUUGAAAAUACAAAAGUAGACUUAAAAGAGAUCAGAUGACGAAAGUGCUAAAAAAAUCACAAACUGUUGUGAAAUGUUAAAUGCGAUUUAAGAACAUUGCAACAGACUUCUACUAAUUUUGUAGUAGAAUACCAUUCCACUCCAAGAAUUAACUGGGGAUCAUUUACGGGGUUGAUGUGAAAACAAUGGGCAUCAUUUCAGGCGGGGUCGGUAUCAUUUCAGGGUUGGGGGUCAUUUCAGGGGCUGUACUAAACUAAACAUAUUUUUUGAUAUACCUGUAUGAUUCAAGCUGUAUGAAUAUUUUACCCUCUAUGUUUAGAUUUUGGUGCUAAUUUUCUAUGCUGUGAAAAUAGCCUGUCUCUCCUGGCUCCCUGUCACCAGGGAUAUUUCGCUGGGAGAGACGUAUGUACCUCAGCAACAGAAAUUCCAUACUGAUGACGUAAAACGGUUACCUGUCUGGAAUCUUGUCAGGAGCUCUGAUUGGUCACUGUAGUAGUAAAUAUAUUGUUUUAGCAAUUGUUUACAACUGACAGACAAAAGACAAAAGGUCACAAAGGUUUAAAGAAAAUGUGAUGAAUCCAUAACAAAACAGUCAAGAUUCCUGGAAUAUAUUCUUUUAGAAUAUUAUGCUUUUGAGUUUUGUAAAAGCGCGUUUGCAGAAGAACUCAAAACUUUCUUAAAAUCGACCAGGAGAAACUUGGAAUCGAAAUCUGAAAAUCAAACAAAUUUACUUUUUGAACUGUUUGACUACUGAGUUGAUUAUGUAACCAUUGAUAUACGUCACAAGUAAUGUCUUCGCCUCAGCCACAGAAAUUCCAUACUUGUGACAAGUAUGGAAUUUCUGUGGCUGAGGCGAAGACAUUUCUCCUGGCGAAACGCACCUAGCGGCGAAGAGCAAACAGAGAUAGCUGUUUUUGCAGGCUACCAAUUUUUUGUUAUUCUUUGAUGUCAUUCUUUCAAGUCUAAUAAAUAUCUAAUGACUAUGUUUUUUCUUUCAGAUCAACUUAUGAACCUCUCAUUUGCAGGCUGCGGUUUUCUUGGAGUUUAUCACCUUGGAGUAGCAACUUGUCUUUCAUCUCAUGCACCUCAAUUUCUCAAGAACAUAACAGCUUUUGCAGGAGCCUCAGCAGGGUCACUUGUUGCUGCAGUGCUAGCAACAUCAGCCCCCUUAAACAAGUGCUCUGAUUUUGUGAUUGAACUCACUGAUGAGGCCCGAAAACACCCACUUGGUCCAUUUAACCCAGGAUUUGACCUGGUGGGAAACAUCAGAAAAGGACUUGAACUUCAUCUACCAACAAAUUCUCACAAGGUUGCCUCAGGAAGGCUUUUUAUUUCAGUAACAAGUUUAAAAGAAAGGAAAAAUGUUAUCAUAUCGGAAUUUGAGUCAAAGGAAGACUUGAUCCAAGUAAGAGGCGAUUUUUUUUCCAGCUUUUAAAUUAAGAUGUAGUGUGUUUUAGACUGCUCUUUGUGUAAUGUAUUGGUUUAAUUAUCCUUAAUUUUUGAAUGUUUGUUUCCCUUUGUUUCCGUGUAUGAUAGUAACUGAACCAUUCAUUCACAUGGUGGCAUCACAGUACACCACCAGACUCUUCCAUCAGUAUCUAGAUUUUUGUGUACAUUAUUCAGGGGUGGACAGAGGAUUUUGUGAUAGAGGGGGCCUAGAGAUAUAGUACACAGUGGCAGUAUGGGUGUGAUAGUGCCCAACAGGGCUUCGAAUGGCGCACUUUUCUAGGGAGUUUCGGGCACAAAAAAUUGCUCCUCUGGGAAAAAUUUUUGAGAUUGAAGUUCUCUGAGAUGCAAUCUAGUGCAUUUUGGAUGCUUAAAUUUAGCAAUAUUGAACAUGUAAAUGCUGAAAUAUUUAAUAAGCCACAGCUGUGGUUGUGAUCAAAGAAGUAAUUAACACUUUAUGAUGCUAGCAAGGGCUGGAGCAAUUGUGGUGAGAGGGCAACCUCCCAGCAAAGACAACUUUCAAUAAAUUUUCUUAUUAACAAAGUUUAUUAAAGAAAAUAUAUUUAAGUAACAAAGCUUGAAGUACCAUCCAACACAUGCUUACAGAAGAAAAAAAUUCCUGGACAAAAGGGGGGGCCAGGGCCCCCUUGGCCCACCCCUAAAUGUGCCCUUGUUAUUUUUAAAUAACACUCUCCUCGAUCUCCAUAAUUCUUUAUAUGAUACGAAAGCCGAAUUCAAUCAUUGUUUUAUUAUUCAUUCAAAAUAAUUCCUAGUUUAAAAACAUAGCUAAAACAUGCUUACCUCCAUCGAUGUUAAGUUCAUCUUCGAUAGUGCACAUUUAGGGUUGUUCAGCACUGCAAAUAUUCUCCAAAUAGCAGAUGUCGCCCUUCAAGUUGUCUUCUUGCUGUUCUUGCCAUGUUUUUAGCUAUUUUUUCGCCUAGUUUUUACUCUUGAAAUGAGUGAAAUGUCCGCCAUUUUUGUUUUCACAACCAAAACAACUCAACCUCGUCCCCAGGUCUUCUCGGUUAACAGUGCAUUAUCCUACAAGGAAGCUGCACUUUUGAUGUCAUUGGUUGAUUUAUUGCAAAAUUCUUCCAAAUUUGGUCAUCAGUAGCUGGUUAUGGUGAAUUAUGUGUGUACUUUUAGCCAGUCAGAAUCGGGAAAAUAUUUUGAAUGAAUAAUAAUAUUAAUUAUUAAGUCUGCUGAACCGUAUGGUGAAUAUGUAGUCUAGAGAUCUGUUUCUUUUUUUUUUGGAAGUAAAAGACUUUCUUAACAUUCUGGACAUCCCAUGUUACUGUCAAAGUAAGAAAACCAUUAUUACCUAAACAUGUCCAGUCAUGUUUUCACUUACUGCUAUUGUUUUGGAAGUGUGAUUGGCUUUUGUUUGAAGGGACACAAUAACGUUUGUUCAUUUUUUUUUGGGGGGGGGGAGUGGGAAAAGUAGACUGCAAAGCAGUCCGUUUUUUUCUCAAAAUUGGUUUAGUGAAGUGUAAGAGUAACAGUCUCACGCAAGCGAAGUGCGCGAGCAUCACACGCCCAUUGGGUGGCACAGAAAUGUAAAAAAUGUGUGCUGCACCUGUACACAGUCUCACUCCAGACCUUUUUGUUUGACUGUUCCCACGCACUUGAAUACACAAAAGUACGGACUGUUUUGCAGUCUAGGGGGAAAGGGGAGGGGAAAGGACUAGUAGAGGGCUGUUUUUUGAAUGCUCCAAGUUUAUUUAUGUUAGUUUCCUUACAGUGUAAAUACAGUGAUGACAAAUUACGCAGUAGAGGCAUACAGUUUGUCUGGAAUCAUUAUCUUUUUCUGAAGUAAUUAGGACAAUACUUGUUGAAAUGAUACAUAUGAUUUUUUCUUAAAGGGUUUACAUAAUUAUGCUGUAUUUUCUCGACUAAUGGCCAGACAAAAAGGGGGCAAUUAUUCGAGGGAGACGAUUAUUUCAAAAAUUGCUUACUGGAAGAUGGCUCUAAAUAUUUUUUUUAUUAUUAUCCCAUUAAACCAAAAUUGAUCACAUCAAAUACUCUGAACAUGGGCUUUUUAAGUGUUGCAAAUUUGGUUCCUUGAUUAAAUUGAAAUAAUGUCAGUAUCCUUGGCAUCCUAGCUUUAUUUGUCACUAAUCAGUUUUGCUGGAUCAGACUCCACUUCAACUUGACAGGAAGGGUGUAAAAGAAAGAAAGGAUGACGAGAGGGGUGGGGGGGGGGCGAUUAUUCGAGGAGGCGAUUAUACUUCCUUCUGCGGGGGUGAUUAUUUGAGGUCCGAGGUAAUUAAUCGAGGGAUGGCUAUUAUUGGAGGAGAUAGGGUAUUCAUGGUUCAAAAUAAGAGUUUGAUCACUGAAACCAAUGCCCACGCACAUACUAGGGUAAGUGGUUUAUACGUUUCAAAUAUAAAUAUGAUCUUAAAUUUAUCUUCGGUUUUCAAGGUUUUACUGGCAAGCUGCUACAUUCCUUUCUAUGCUGGGCUGAAGUUUCCACAAUUUAAAGGGCAGGUAUGUGGUUGAUACUUAAUCUUCAAUGCGUAUCGUUAUUGUACAUAAUUACCAUGUCUACGCCAAAAUGAUAUCUAAUUUUGUGCUUUAAAGUUUUCUUUGCCGCAAAAAUUUUCAAGCGGAUUGACAACUGGAUUGUCAUUAUUUAUUUCUACUUAUUAUUUAAUUGUACAUGUAAUAUGAUUCAAGUUGCGGUUGUUAGUCAGCCCGCAAAGGACUUGACCAUCACUUAAGUUCUCAGUAGCUCAGUGGUUAGAGCAUCUGACUGGUGUCUGGAAGACUGGGGGUCCAAUUCCCUUCUGGAACUCAAAAAUUGUUUCUAAGUUCUUUUCACCACACUUAUUAUUCUAGUUUAUUAUACUGUUAUGGAUUGAAUUAUGCAUUUGUUUUUCAAUUCAUAUUCUUUGGCUAUUUUUUUUUUUUUUUUAAAUAAAAUUAUACAAGAGAGUAAACAUGAAUGAUGAGUAAGAGGCAGCACAAGGUUGUUCUCCGGAAUUUGGAAAUGUUGUUUUGGAGGAGAGGAGAAAACUAUUGAUCGCCCCCAGAACUCAACCCUCAUAUGGUAUCACAUUCGGGAUUUGAAGCUGAGCCAUACCGUUGGUUUGGCAAGCCCGCAAGGAUGCGCCACCCUAGCGUACCUUUGUAACAAGGGUGAGCAAGGGUGGAGUAUGUAUGAUAAAACAAUAAUGGUAAUACUUACAUGUACCUCAAACUCUAUUGUUUCCUCCAAUUCUUUGUUUAUUACUAAUUUAUAUUGUUUUCGGAAAAUUGGUGAUCAGAAGCAGAAGCGGUAAUAAAUAACCAAUCACAACGUUUAUUCUCAGUUGUUGCGAUUGGUUGGUUUAGUCCUUGCUUUUCUGAUAACAGGAAGCUUAAGCAACGACAACGAUGACGGCAUUGAAAACGAGGGAAGAAAAAUGAAUUUGCGUCCAUUCAAACUUAUCUCGUGUAUUUGUACCCGCCCAAAUUGUCAAAUGUAGGCCUGCGAUUUCUCCUGGAGUUGAAUUCUUAAGAACAUUAUCCAGGUUCAAAAAGAGGAAGGAAAAUUGUCGUCGUACGUUCACUUUCUCCAUAAAACGUCGCAUUACGAGGUUUCACAUCGUUGUGCAGUGAAUGUCAAAGAAAUUUACUGAAAAGCGUGAUACACAUGCAGAGCUGUUGUUUUGUUCCACGGUUUUUUCCACAUUUGACUGGGACCAGCAAGCAAAAAUGCGUUAACCCGCAUAAAAAGGGCGCCUUAAAAUUUGUAAAGAUGCGAAGUCUGAUCAUGAUUUGUUGAAAACUGACGAAGAAAUACAGCUGUAGCUGCGCAAAGUCGCCGAAUUUUACAGGCGCUUGUAAGGUGGGAGGCACGCUCGUGCCCGCCAACCAUACAAACUUCUAUUAAAUUUCGCGACUAUGUGAAGCAGUAUCUUCGCUUACUUUGAACGUAUCACCUUUAAAUUUGUUAAUUUUGCCUAUUUUAAGGCUUUUUUUUUUUCAGCAGUCUCAAUGGACAUUCGCUAACUGGUCUUUAUUAAACUUGAAAAGAAAAAAUCGGGGGUCUAGUUGUUGUUGCCGCUGUUUUCGUCGUCGUGGUCGUCGUGGUUGGUUAAGCUCCAAAGUGACUCCAACUCCGAUUCUGCCGCUAAUUAAAAACCAGUAUUAGGUUUUAGUACAUCUCUUUGAUUCUGUUGACAGAAAUGGGUUGAUGGCGGAUUGAGUGAUAAUUUACCACGACUCCAGUUUGGCCGAACUAUUCGUAUUUCUCCAUUCAGCGGUAAAGACAACGAUAUCUGCCCUCAGGACGAGUCAAAGGGUUUUACUGAUAUCACUUUCCAUAAUAUGAAUAUUUAUGUGAACAGAGAAAAUCUCCAAAGAGAACUGCAAAUAUUUGUCCCCCCUCGAAAGGAAGGCAUAGAGAGUAUAGUGCAAUUAGGCUAUGACGAUACACUUCGAUUUUUACAAGAAGAGAAUUUAUGUAAUUACCCCGUUAUCACCCGAUCCUCUGCUUUGCCCAUAGAAAGUCGUCGAGAUUAGUGGUGCGUUUGAUUUGCAAGGAAAAACUGGAAACAAUGGUCAGAAAAUGAGGUGGCUCACGCUCUUUUGUUUGGUCAGGUUCUUAAAGUUUGGGCUGCCAUUUAAGGUGAUACAGUUUUCCUACUUUUUUCUGGUCUCUUCGGCUUUCAUUGGUCAAAUUUUGUAACUGGUCCAUUCCUUCCAACGACUCCCCAACCCAAACUCUCCCCAACGUUCAGAUAAAUAGGUGAAUGUUUAUGCAUGAAACUUUUAAACUAAAUCUUUUUGUAAUGGUAAGCACCUAGGUAUUUGUGUAUGUUGAAAUAAAAGAUGCACCUCUCAGCGCGGUAAUCAGUUAUAUAAGCAUGCGGAUAUUCUAGUUUUGAGGACCCUUGAGAAGCACGAGUUGUAAGCUGGCGCGUCUCGCACUUCUUGAGUGUUCUUAAUAAAUAUGAUAUAAAAAUGUACUGGU